CGAAUUCUCGAGCAAAAUGAAAAUUAUAGUGCUUUUUAUCGUCUGUUUCCAAGUGAUGGAAAUUCUAACUGAAGAUUCCAUCCAGACCAAUUUUACGUUGAACUUUUUUCGCCACUGCUAUCAGGCUAAUCCGAAUCAGAAUACGAUCCUAUCGCCAAUUGCGAUUCACACUCUGCUGGCGAUGAUGUACGAGGUGGCCCAACCGGAUGUGGCCGCAGAGCUGAGACGCGUUCUGGAACUUCCGUCUGAUCCGGAGGUGAUUCAAAACAAUAUAAAGAAAAUCAAGUCAAGCCUCAACAACGAAGCCCUACGCAUGACCUUCCGGAUGUACCACUCCAAUUUCUACACCAUUCGGCACGAGUUUCAGCGCAUUAUCGAAAAUAAGUUUCAAGUGCCUGUGGAAUCGGUGGACUUUAAUGAGGGUCAAAAGGUAGCCGACUCUGCCAAUCGAUGGGUGGAAAAUGCUACAAACUCUAUGAUCCGGGAUUUAUUCUCCCAAGGAGAUUUCUCACAAGAUGAUAUCAUGAUGCUGCUGAAUGCCGUAGCUAUGAAUGCUACGUGGGCUUUGCCAUUUUUAAGUGAAGACACACGGAAGUCUGUUUUCCAUUUCGAAAAUGGAGAUCACGAGGUCGAUAUGAUGUUUAAUGUUGAUUUCUUCCCGGCCCUUGCUAUACAAGGAUUGUUUGCCUUAGAGCUGGCCUAUUCCCAAAAUACAGACUUGUCGAUGUUGAUAAUUUUGCCGGACCACGAAAUUUCAUUAUCAGAUGCAAUAGAUCUUCUUAUUGAGCACAAACUUUACGACGAAAUCAAUAGCAUAAUAACUAAUCAAGAGAUCCACAUGGAUCUGUACAUGCCCAAGUUCUCAAUUGUUCAGAAAACUAACGUCAAAGACAUUCUAUCAACCAUGGGUAUGGAUGCAACCUUUUUACCGGAUGCUUUCCAGACGACCAGGGAUGCCCCCUCGAAGGUGUCCUGCUUCAAGCAAAACGCACGAAUCGAUGUCACCGAAAGAGGAACAUCCGCGGCUGCUGUCACUGAAAUGAAACUGUCCUACCAUUCGCUGCCACAAACGAUCGAAAUUGAUCGCCCGUUCAUAUUUAUAAUUCGGAAACACUCAUCGAAGGAGAUUAUUUUUAUUGGUCAAUAUUCACAUUCCUAG
Uranotaenia lowii is the source of this 1159-nucleotide messenger RNA. Its product is annotated as neuroserpin-like. NCBI's taxonomy places the organism in Eukaryota, Metazoa, Arthropoda, Insecta, Diptera, Culicidae. Bases 17 to 1159 code for a protein of 380 amino acids. The transcript is spliced from 3 exons. The record is from RefSeq and is a predicted model, not a curated record. Gene Ontology annotation, molecular function: serine-type endopeptidase inhibitor activity.